Messenger RNA from Diceros bicornis minor, 509 nucleotides. It is a transcript of the gene IL17F, whose product is annotated as interleukin 17F. Bases 1 to 465 code for a protein of 154 amino acids. The record is from RefSeq and is a predicted model, not a curated record. The transcript has 3 exons. Gene Ontology annotation, biological process: inflammatory response. Gene Ontology annotation, cellular component: extracellular region. Lineage: Eukaryota; Metazoa; Chordata; Mammalia; Perissodactyla; Rhinocerotidae. Gene Ontology annotation, molecular function: cytokine activity.
AUGACCAUACUGCACGGCACAGCCAUGGUUAAGUCCCUGCUGCUCCUGAUGUUAGGGCUCACCCUCCUGAGGGAGGUGGCAGCUAGGACAAACCCCAAAGCAGCCUCUUGCCCUCCUCUGGAGGACCAUUUUGUGAGGGUUGACGUUCGCCUCAUCAAUCAAAACAAGGGUUUUUCCAGCUCACGUGACAUCCAGAACCGCUCCAGCUCCCCCUGGGUUUACAACAUCACCCGGGACCCCAACCGGUUCCCCUCUGAGAUUGUAGAGGCCCAGUGCAGGUACUUGGGCUGUGUCGAUGCCCAGGGGAAGGAAGACCACACUAUGAACUCCGUUCCCAUCCAGCAAGAGUUCCUGAUCCUCCGGAGGGAGUCCAAGGGCUGCCCUGGCUCCUUCCGGCUGGAGAAGGUGCAGGUGACUGUUGGCUGCACCUGCGUCACCCCCAUCAUUCAAGAUAUAAAUGCCUGAGUGCCGCACGGCUGCUCCACUGAAGAGGCUGUAGAAACGCCACU